Molecule: messenger RNA, 809 nt
Organism: Colossoma macropomum (tambaqui)
Lineage: Eukaryota; Metazoa; Chordata; Actinopteri; Characiformes; Serrasalmidae
Product: butyrophilin-like protein 2
Exons: 4
Coding region: 6-809 (267 amino acids)
Biological process (GO): cell surface receptor signaling pathway; immune response; negative regulation of T cell proliferation
Cellular component (GO): external side of plasma membrane
Source: RefSeq, a predicted model, not a curated record
GUGAAAUGGGUUCACACAGAGCCGUGUUCCUCUCAGAUGUGAAGAUGGGAUUAAUAAUUUGUCUUUUUCUGUUAGGAGUUCUGUUCAUCUGUGACGGGCUCCAUGUGCUCGGCCCCUCUGGUCCACUGAUUGUGGAACUGGGGGGCUCAGUGAUGCUGCCCUGUUAUGUUGAAGCCCCCAUACCACUGGAAGAGCUGGAAGUGGAGUGGAAGAGAACAGACUCUGAAACUUUAGUACAUUUAUUCCAAGAGGGAGAGAGUAAACCAGAUGCUCAGGAUCCGGCUUACAGUGGAAGAGCCAGUUUCUUUACUGAGGAGGUCAAACAUGGAAACUUCUCUCUCCUGCUCACAGAUCUGGUCACUAACGAUGCAGGAGUUUACAACUGUACCGUUUACAGGGAACAGGAAACUGGUCAAACAUCAGUUGAAAUUGAGUAUUUGAUUGUGACUGGAGGUCAUGCUGUAUCUGCGUAUGCACGAGAAGACGUCACUCUGAGUUGCUCUGUAGACUCCCAUAUCCCACCUGAAGAGCUUGAAGAUGUCUCAUGGAAGAAAGUGGAUCAAGACAUUACAGUGCUGGUCUUCCAAGAGGGUGAGGUCCAGACAGAUUUCACCCACGAGAGAUUCAGAGACAGAGUCGAGUUCUUCGGCCCUGAAGAAAUAUUCAAAGGAAACUUCUCACUCAGAAUAAAGACUCUACGAAUGGAGGACAAAGGCUUGUAUAGAUGUGAAGUGCUCUCUGGGGAGAUUUCAGCUCACACAACUGUGGAAAUACAGCCUUUGGGGUGUAACAGUCUUGUCUACAUCUGA